GUGCCACCGACUAAUUUCCAGCGACUCCUUCUGUUAUUACAAAUCAUAUUCAUAAUUACAAAGCAAAUAAAGCCGCCGGUGCUCCCCCAAGCCACACCCGCCAUCAGACUUUGCGUCCAAUCGCGUCCGGGACACGGACCAAUGGGACGCUUGCCACGCCUACCGGACGCAGGGACAGCAUCCAUUCUGGAUGUAGCUGCUUCGGGCAGAGUUUAUGUUUACAAAAUGACUAUGCUGAUGAUGGAACGUUUAGUGUCGCCUACUCAUAAGCCGCACGACUCGACGGUGCUGGACGGGACCGACCAAUAUUUGCAACAGAAGAAACUGUGCGAAGAUUCGCGCGACAUGGAUAUGUGCGAGGAGGACGAGGAAGAUCUGAAUGUGGACGUUGAGAAUGAUGAGAGUUCGUUGUGUCCCGUCGAUCUAACGCGUAGAGAGAAAUUCACGUUCUGCUCCAAGAGCGAUUCGCACAGCGACUUCAGCAGCUUCAAGGAGGAUCUGAAGCGGUCGGAAAGUGUUUGUAGUGAUUUGAGCCGGAGUCGCAGCCCUCUACGCGAUCCCAGUCCGUCGGUGGUAGUGUCUCAUCCGCAAAGGCGGCUUGCAUUUUCCGUUGAGAACAUUCUAGAUCCGAACAAAUUUACCGGCCGACAGGCAGUGUUUAGUGAUGGCAUUUGCUGCUGGAAACCCUUGGAAUCGUCGAGAGAUUCGGCUGAUUUUGAUGGGAGCGAAACAGGUAAAGACCAUCAAUCGGACGAUGAUGACGAUAUGCGAAGUGACAUCAGUAGCGACGAUCUUAAGGACCCAAACUCGAAAAAGAAGAAAAGUGAUUCAAAGUCGCAAAACACCGGAAAACCUCGCCGGGCCCGUACCGCCUUUACGUACGAACAAUUGGUGGCACUUGAGAACAAAUUCAAAACCACCCGAUAUCUUAGUGUGUGCGAGAGACUCAACUUGGCGCUCAGUCUGAGCCUGACCGAGACUCAAGUGAAAAUCUGGUUCCAAAAUCGGCGAACCAAAUGGAAGAAACAGAAUCCGGGCAUGGAUGUGAACAGUCCGACGGUACCGCCGCCCAAUGUGGGUUCCGGUGGAGGUUUUCCCGGAUUUCCCGGCCACCAUACGCAUUCCGGACUUUUGUACUCGCACCAUGUUCCCUAUGGUGGAGUUUAUCCGCUUCAGGCGGCCAGCUCAGGAGGAUAUUCUCCGUACUUUCACUUAGCCAAUCAUGGGCACAAUUUGGGAUCGUGAAACUGUGUUAACAUGUAAACGGGUGUAAAUAAUAUGUUUUAUAUUGUGUAAAUAGAUGUAGGGGGUAGUUGUAAGUCGAGAAUUUGCGAGGGAAAGAAUGCUUUAAUCUCUUAGAGAGGUGGAAGGCGUUAAUGAAGUCUGAUUAAUGUACCAAUAGAUAUUAGGCACUUUCCGGCUGUUUAACACGAAAAAUUACCUUGUUUUGUCCCUGUGUAUUUUGUUCCUCAACCUUCUAGCUCUCCUGAUUGUUUAUUAUUCCUUUGUACACUUCUAUAAUCUGUUUUGCAGUGAAGAGCUUUUGUAAUUAUGUAAAUAACCAAUGAAAUAGGCGGCAUCUUCUACGUAUUUGACAAUUUGGGACUGCAUGUUACCAUAUUUUAGAAAACCUUGUAUAGCUGGUAUCGUAUUUAUUGCCCGAGGGGAAAAUUACACUGUAAAUAAUAGACUAAAGUAUUCCAUAA
Messenger RNA from Dendroctonus ponderosae (mountain pine beetle), 1706 nucleotides. RefSeq names its product homeobox protein slou. Gene Ontology annotation, molecular function: RNA polymerase II cis-regulatory region sequence-specific DNA binding; DNA-binding transcription factor activity, RNA polymerase II-specific. NCBI's taxonomy places the organism in Eukaryota, Metazoa, Arthropoda, Insecta, Coleoptera, Curculionidae. The coding region runs from base 142 to 1245 and encodes 367 amino acids. The record is from RefSeq and is a predicted model, not a curated record. Gene Ontology annotation, cellular component: nucleus. Gene Ontology annotation, biological process: cell differentiation; regulation of transcription by RNA polymerase II. The transcript has 3 exons.